AACUGCAGAUCAGAAGGAGGGAGGAGUCGCUUCAGCGGUGGCGAUGGGGCAGACAUCCAGCAUCAGUUUCCCUCUUCCUGGACUCAGGUUUGCGGCCAUUUCAGUCCAGGAGGCAUCGGAACCACAGCCGUCACUGCCACCGUGACUAGCUACCAGCAGUCCCAUCUCAGCACAGCCAGAGUGAAGCAGCAGCACGACCCUCCCGUGCCCGUGUCGGCCUCCAUAGAGCUCAUCCUGGUGGAGGACGUGAGGGUGAGUCCAGAAGAGGUGACCACCUACAACCACCCUGGCAUGCAGGCGGAGCUGCACGUCAGAGAAGGCUCCGGAUACUUCUUCCUCAACACGAGCACUGCAGACGUUGUCAAGGUGGCCUCCCAGGAGGCCAAAGGGGUUGCCAUGCACAGGGGCCCUCAGAUCACAGUGGCCGCGCCCAGGAGCUCAUUAGGAAGGCAGGCUCUCGGCCCACCCCAGACCUGCGAUCAGAACCUGCUUCUCAGCAAGACCCCCGGGACUUCCGUGCACUUUUCUAACCUCAGAGUGAUCUGAGUUAAUUGAAGUAGAAAAUACAGACAAGCAAGAAGAAAAGAGACAUCGCCUGCGGCCCCUUUCCUGAUUGCUAAUUGCACGUUCACUCGCGGUUCUUUCUCCCAGGUUUUUCCCUACACACACGCACACAGAAACAACGUGUCCUUACAGAAAUGUCAGUAAGUUAGACUUGGUGACCUAUGUUCUUCGUGCAUGUAAACACAUCAGGGCAUCUUGCCAUGUCGGCAAGGACAGGUCUAUAUCCAAGACUCACUCGUUCAUGGAUUCAACAAAUAAUUAAGUGCUUCCUGUGUGCCAGGCCCUGUGCUAGGUUCUGGGUUUACACUGGGGAAUAAAACAAUUAUAGUCCAAUCAGGGAAAAAGAUAAACCGAGAAUCACACUGUACGAAGAGCAUUGCCAAUGUGACGAAUUCCUGGAAGUCCCGUGGGGGGACUUGACCUGGUCAGGGAGGCGACGACUGGGCUGGCGUUGGAAGAGUGAGUGGUGGUUACCGCAGUGGGGCGGGGUGGGGAGAGCGUUGCAGGCAGCAGGCACAGUGCUCAGGGCUGCAGGCCGGAGGGAGUGCAGCAGAGAGCAAGGGAGGUGGUGUGUGUAAGGCUGGUGGCGGGCACCUCUCCCCUCCCUAAAGAAAAAAGGAGAAGCCCACAAAUGACUGCCAGGCUCAGCUGAGUUAAAGAAUAACCACACCCGGACGUUGACCUGGAUAAGACAAGUUUCAAGUUUCGGUCUGUGGUGAGCUGAGAGCUUUACAAUAAGGGGUUA
Molecule: messenger RNA, 1309 nt
Organism: Propithecus coquereli (Coquerel's sifaka)
Lineage: Eukaryota; Metazoa; Chordata; Mammalia; Primates; Indriidae
Product: nuclear pore membrane glycoprotein 210-like
Exons: 4
Cellular component (GO): nuclear pore
Source: RefSeq, a predicted model, not a curated record